UCCCCUCUCCUCAUACUCCACACACACACACACACACACACACACACAACCCCUCCGUGUCCCGCUCUGCUGGCAGCUGCCUGUGCUCCCCCCCAUCUCACCCGACGAAAAACACUUUCGGGAAGAAUAAAGUUUUUUUCCCAAACGGACCUGCCGCUCAGCCAGUCUCUACUCGCAGCCAAACCGUGGCCUAGCAGGAGGAACGGCUCGACUAUGUGGAGAAAGAAGCGUGCUCUUGGGGAACCCCUGGCUUGUCUCGUGUUACUGGUGACGCUGGUCGAUGCUUAUCGGUUCUUGAGCCAGAGCACAGCCUCGCAGUUCCUGAGCAGGCACAGGAGGGCCAACUCAAUGUUUGAGGAGAGCAAGAAGGGCAACCUGGAAAGGGAAUGCAUCGAGGAGCUGUGCAACAAGGAGGAGGCCAGGGAGAUCUUUGAGAACCAACCGGAAACGGAAUACUUUUACCCUAAAUAUGUUGCGUGUCUGGGUUCACACCGUGUCGGCAUAAAUAGCCAGCACUCAGAUGCCGGCAUCCCCUCUAACCUUCGCACCUGUGUGAAAGAGAUCAGUAAUCAGUGCACGCCAUUUCCAUGCUACAAGGAGGGUUCAGAGCGCUGCGAGGACGGCAUGGCUACCUUCACAUGUGUGUGCAAGCAGGGCUGGAAGGGGCCGCGCUGUGAGGAAGACGUCGAUGAGUGUUCAGAUCCUGAACUUCAUGCCGGAUGUAAUCAAAUAUGUCAGAAUAUCCCAGGUAGCUUCCACUGCAUGUGUGAAGAAGGCUACAUACUCACCGACAACAUCAACUGCAUGGAUGUCAAUGAAUGCCUGCUAUACCGCAGCAUCUGUGGAAGGCAAGCUGAAUGUGUCAACAUACCAGGCACUUACGACUGCAGAUGUCCUGUGGGAUAUAAAUAUAACUUCACCUCCAGGACAUGUGAUGACAUGAACGAGUGUGAGAUGAAUGUGUGCAAGGGGGUUUGUAUAAACACUCAGGGCAGCUAUUCGUGCUACUGCGAUGGUCGCCAGGGUUUGCAUCUGGCACAGGAUAGGCGGAACUGCAAGAGGAUCCCCGUGUGUCUCAACCUGUUUGAGGAAAAACACCCUGAGAUGCUUUACUUGGGAGAGCAGUUCGCAGGCCUUCCUGUCAUCUACCUGCGCUUCCGCCUGCCGGAGAACACAAAGUUUGCAGCCGAGUUUGACUUGCGUACUUUUGACCCAGAGGGAGUUGUUCUGUAUGCUGAGUCUUCUGAAGGCUCGUGGUUCAUGGUGGGACUCAGGGGCGGUCGCAUUGAAGUCCAGUUCAAAAACCAGCACACAUCUAAGGUUACCAGCGGAGGAAAAGCAAUCAAUGAUGGACAAUGGCAUGUGAUCUCUGUGGAUGAGCUGGAGAGCAGCAUCAGUGUGAAGAUCAGCAGGGAAGCUGUGAUGAGCAUUAACAGCCCCGAGAGUCUCUUCACAUCAGUCAAUGGCAAGCUGGAGACCAAAGUUUACAUCGCUGGCCUGCCUAACCGCACCGACAAUGUCAUCAAGCCUAUCAACCCCAGGCUGGAUGGCUGCAUCCGGGGCUGGAACUUGAUGAAUCAGGGGGCGUCUGGGGUAAAGGAGGUAAUCCAGCAGAAGACAAGUAAACACUGUUUCGUGCGUGUAGAACGAGGAUCUUUCUUCACCGGGGAGGGACUAGCACACUUCAACAUAGACUACAGUGAUUCUGGAAGCUGGAAAAUGGAUAUAAAGAUGAACAUUCGUCCAUCCACCAGCACAGGUGUCCUCUUUGCUGUUGUCUACAACAACACAGUCCCCCUGUCAGUGGCUGUUUUACCAAAGGGAAAAGAUGCUUCUAAUUUGCAGGUGUUCCUGCACGAUGCCUUGGUGGCCACGUUGGACACUGUGAUGCUGUGUUACCCUGAUCAGCUGAUGGUGCAGCUGAACGUGACUCCCACAGAAAUCCUGAUCUCAGCCGACUUCUCCAGUGCGACUUACAUGGAGUCCAGUGCCCUGCAGAAGGAGCUGGAACACCUCAACAGCACCAUGCAAAACCCUGUCAGCACAUACAUUGGUGGAAUACCCGAAGACAUCCCUUUGCCUACCACCCCUGUGACGGCCUUUUACUACGGCUGCAUGGAGAUCAGUAUCAACAGCCAGCAGCUGGACUUCGACGAAGCUCUCAGCAAACAUAACAGCAUCAAGUCCCACUCGUGUCCUCCUAUCACUACCGUGUUUGAUGACCUGGAGGUGGGACACAUGUACAGAAAGUGACCCAAUUUAAAAAACCACAUUGCAUUAAAAAGCCCUAAAAUUAGGCAGUCCCACAGGGGAAACUUCUUGGGAUAUUUUGGAAAGAGAAUCUAGAGAGGAGGAGAAG
Neolamprologus brichardi is the source of this 2359-nucleotide messenger RNA. RefSeq names its product protein S (gene pros1). Gene Ontology annotation, molecular function: calcium ion binding; steroid binding. Gene Ontology annotation, cellular component: extracellular region. NCBI's taxonomy places the organism in Eukaryota, Metazoa, Chordata, Actinopteri, Cichliformes, Cichlidae. The record is from RefSeq and is a predicted model, not a curated record.